UUGAGAAGCUGCGAAGUCAAGCUGCAACUGUUGUUGACAUGGCAUCUCAACUGAACGAAUCUUCGGACAGUUUGUUAGAAGCAAUUGUGAUGUCUGAGAUCACAAGUAUUUGUCAGCUUAGUGAAGAGUAUCAGGCCAGAGGCAUCACCGGAGUCUGUCAGCUCUUGCGUAAAGUCGUUCUGCCAAACGUAGGAUCAAGCUGGCUUUCGAUGCAAAAGACAUCGAGGGACCUUUUUGAUAAGAUUUCAGAGUUUAACAUCACAGAAGCCAAAAAACUUCAACAGCAUGAUGAGCCUAAGCUUUUCAAACCAUCUUCUGAACAUACAGCACUCUGGGAAAUGGUGAAGGUGGUAGAUGCCAAUGAUAGUGAUACAAGCUAUUUUGGAGAAUGCAUGUCUGCCACGGCGAGGUGGAUUCGAGACUACAGUGGUAGUUCGCAAUCAGAACGAACUGUGGAUAUGUACAUCAUUGGCCCAUUCUCCAAAACUCCACAAGUCAAAUAUCUGUAUGGUGAAAACCGAUUGGAGGCCGAUCGGAGCGAAAAAGCGGGACGAUCUGAGUCAUCCAGAGUGGGAAAAGCCUGUGAUUACAUAUUUCUUUCUCAUGACCGAGAGUCAGGCAUCGGAGAAAAUUCUGGACCACAGUGUAAAGAUCAUGUGGACAAAGCAACCACAGACUUUGUUGAUGUCAUCAAAGUUGCAAGAUCUCAACACAUUGCAAUAGGGACAGCAUGCAUUGAAGCCAGUGGUGUCAGUCCUCUUCCAGUGAUGGUGCAGAAUGCAUUGUAUGAGGUUUCAAUACCUUUCUUUCAGGUUAUUGGCUCUCGCAUCAGGUUCUAUCUUCUUCUCAAUGUGGACGGAGACAUAUUUGCUUUUUUCGAAUGGGCUUCAGAAAAGCUGCCUAUUAGAGAAACUGAUGUUGAUGAGCUCACAUGUCUGUGCAGAAGGUUUCUCACUCACAGGAAUCUCCUUAAUCAUACAGGGAAAAUGAGUGAGCUAGCAAUUAAAAAAGCAAAGCGUUGUCGAUCAAUGAAAACUUUGCCUCCGGCUACCAUGUGUCAAACGAGCAAUCUCAUUCUUAUGCAAACUCCAGAGAAACCCAAAAAAAGAGCCUGA
Paraglomus occultum is the source of this 1115-nucleotide messenger RNA. The record is from the annotation of a GenBank genome assembly. NCBI's taxonomy places the organism in Eukaryota, Fungi, Glomeromycota, Glomeromycetes, Paraglomerales, Paraglomeraceae.